AUGACUACAAAAGAUAGCAACGCAACUUAUAUUAAUAGUUUUACUAGUCUUACACUACCUUUAACACCAACCUUUAUAAAACAAUAUUUUGAAUCCGAACUAUAUGUAUUGCUAUUAGAAGCAAUAGAGGAAUUUAAAAAAUAUCUUGUACAUAUUAUUCAAAAACAUCUUAAAGAGCAUUUUAGCCAUUCUGGCAAACAAAUUAUUACCUUUCCUUGCUUAGAAAGUCUUUUUUUUGGAGUUUUCGAAAGGUAUAUUCAUUACUAUAAUUACAAAAAUGGAAAUUAUAAAUGUUUGUUACAGGGUCAAAAUGCGUAUAAUCAGUUAAGCAAUUUAUUUAAUAAUCCAAAUUGGGGACGUAGAUUUUUUGAUAAUGAACAACAGACUUUUGUUUUACUAUUUGAUAGAUGGGCUGAAAUAGAAGCUAAUCAGGAGGGUGAAUUUGAUCAAUAUGGCAAGCGAAUUCCAAAAAAUCGACGAAAAAAAUUUAACUUACCAAAGUUAAUAUUUGAAUGGAAAAGACAAACAAAAAAAGAUAUAAAAG
Molecule: messenger RNA, 544 nt
Organism: Racocetra fulgida
Lineage: Eukaryota; Fungi; Glomeromycota; Glomeromycetes; Diversisporales; Gigasporaceae
Source: the annotation of a GenBank genome assembly